CGUGUCUCUUUGCAAUAUGGAGCGCGGAAUGUCAGAGAGGUGUUGUGUGUUGUGGAUUUUGUAAAUACCGUCAAUGUUUUAUGAUAAGUGCUCUUAUAAGGGUGGAAGAGCUCCAGAAAGAUGGGGAAGUUAUUGUCGAAAAUAUUCGGUAACAAGGAGAUGAGGAUUUUGAUGUUGGGUUUGGAUGCUGCUGGAAAGACCACUAUACUGUAUAAAUUAAAACUAGGCCAAUCAGUGACAACAAUACCGACUGUGGGAUUCAAUGUGGAGACGGUGACGUACAAAAACGUGAAGUUCAACGUGUGGGACGUGGGAGGGCAGGACAAAAUCCGGCCGCUGUGGCGCCAUUACUACACGGGAACGCAGGGUCUGAUUUUCGUCGUGGACUGCGCAGACCGAGACCGAAUUGACGAGGCGCGCCAGGAGCUGCACAGGAUUAUCAACGAUAGGGAAAUGCGGGACGCAAUAAUACUCAUAUUCGCCAACAAGCAGGAUUUGCCGGAAGCGAUGAAGCCGCACGAGAUUCAGGAAAAAUUGGGCUUGACCCGCAUCAGGGACCGCAACUGGUACGUCCAGCCGGCGUGCGCGACCACCGGCGACGGGCUCUACGAAGGACUGACAUGGCUGACGAGCAACCACAAAUUAUAGCACCCCGGUCAAUCACAGGUGCAAACUUUUACUACGUGACUGCUGCCCGAUUGGCCAUUAUUCUUUCAUUUUGUUUACAUUAAGGGUGACCGCUGUACACAACCAAUAUUCAAUCACCCUGUAUAAACUAUGCAACCUGAUUUGUACACUGCCCGAUUGCAAUACCAUAGUUUUAUCGUUGAAAAUGUUUAGGGUCGAGUUUUAUGCCAUAUUCAUACAAACGCACAUUGUGACAUUGAAUUUAAAUUGACAAACAUGACCUUGAAAAUUUGUAACCUAAAACCGUCAGGGUCGCCCAAAUCACAGAUACAGUGUCAAUUGGCGCAUUUUAGCCAUUUUAACGCCAAUAUUUUCCGUUAUGCCUUAGACAUUAAUUAUUAUUUUUAUGCCUGAAAACCAAACAAUUGACUCUGUAUCCACGCCACUCAAACCUGUUACAGUUGAAAUUAAAUUUUAACUGACCAUCCAAACAUAAUAAUAAAAUACAUUCCAAUAUUUUGAAUAGCCUAAAUUUCUCUAAAAAAUUGUUAGGAUGAUGCCAAUGUUGUUUGUGUGGUGCUAAAUAAUUAAAAAAAAAAAUAAGUGAAGUGCUCUGAACAUUAAAAAUGCUCCAUGUGUUUAUUCAUUUUUGGACCAGAAGGGAACCUCAAUACAUUUUGUAAAUAAAUUUAUAAAAAAUAAAUAUAUUGUAAUAAUUUCAUUGUUUAUAUUGUAAAAUAUUGUUGCUGCAUUUAAAUUUAAGUGAGCGUUACUAUUAUUUUUUAUGUACAGGGUAGGUAGGAGACGGAAAUCGUCCAUUAACGAUACAUAGCGAGGCAUGACGGUUUCUAGUCUUUUCAACCUCUUUUACAUCAUAGUCAAUACGUAAACUUGGUUAAUUAUUAAUUUUAGAGUUACUUUAUGAAGUAAUUUAUAUUUAUAUAUAUUUAGAACAAACAAGUCAAUAAGGCCAAGUUUAUUUAUUAACUAAAAAAUAAACAAAACUCCUAUCUCAUAAUUCAACUAACUUUUUUAGAUAUAGACUUUCAUUGCCCAGUAUAUUUAUUUUUCCGAUAAUCGUGAAAAUAGAUUAAGCUUUUUUCACUGUUUAUUGUAAUUUUUUGGCCGAAAAAAAUGCACACAAUUCAAAUCAUUAAAACAACAUAUUUUGAAUUUUGAAGAAACUAGUCCUAAUUUAUAUGGGUAAUGUGCAUUUUUUUAUCGCUAAAACAACGUUUCGUAAGCAUUUUGCAUUGUCCAGUGUAUAUUUAGAUUACUGCAAAUUUUAAAAAAUAUAUAUAAUGCAAUACAAAUUAUUAGACUAUCAAUGUAUAUAUAUUUUAAUUUUUAUGUUCCUUCUUACUGAAUUAUCAUUUGAUUUUUGCUUUACAAACAAAUUAGUAAUUUUUAAAAUGUAAUAAAUAAUAUAGCUCAAUUAAAUCUAUUAUUUAUCUAGAA
This is a messenger RNA of Brassicogethes aeneus, 2085 nucleotides long. NCBI's taxonomy places the organism in Eukaryota, Metazoa, Arthropoda, Insecta, Coleoptera, Nitidulidae. The record is from the annotation of a GenBank genome assembly.